AUGAACUCGACAAGCUUACACAUCAUUGAAAGAGAAAGAAUCUUCAACGGCAUUAACCUUGCAAUUCUUUCUGAGGUAGAUGAUCGCCCUUCAAACUACGUUUCACACGAGACUUUUACAUGUAAGAUAGACGGAGAAGGUUGGUCGGUGAGCACAUUAAACCUUCGUGAGAUUUCAGCAGUUCCUCAAGAUGCUCUUGAAGAGAUGAAGAAGAGCGAAGGCAUACUGAAGUUCGGCAAAUGGCCAGACUGGACGGAUGGCAGAGGGAGGAUCGUGUAUUGUUUUACCAGAAUGAACCAGCUUCUUAUCGACCACCAUCCUCCUACAAAAGACUUGAAGAAGAAUUCUCUUGUAGGCAUCCGCUGCCUUCAGAUCAGAGACGACCUUGUUCCCCUUGAUGUUGGUGUGACUCCAAUAAGAACCAGAAGCUCACUCAAUACGCUGGAUACGCUGUAUGCACCAGAAGCUUUCGUUGAUGUAACGGUGGAAAAGUCCAUCGAAGUGGAUCUUUUGGCGACAUACAAGCCGCCUGAACAGUAUGAGCUAAUACUGCCUGGAAAUAUGGUGAAAAGUGGUUCAUGUUUAAAACACUUUGUUCAACUCGAGCUCAAGCUGACCAACACGUUUUUCUGUUCCUGUAAAGGUGACGUCUUCAUAAAACAAAUCACCAUUAUUCUAGAGGAGCAUCUUAGAUAUCAGCACCUAGAGCUGAAGGGGUGCCGUGUAUCCGAGGAAGUUCGAACAGUGGUCUUGAAAGACUCAAGCAUCAACUAUUCCAUCUCCCACACUGACUUCAAGAAUAUCGGCACUGGAUUUUUCUAUUUUCCUGAAGUGUCAAUGUACAAUUGCAACCUUCCAAAUAUUGGGCCCACCUACAGUUCGAACAAAUGCACUAGGAGUUAUUCUAUUCGAUUCAAUAUCGAUUUGGAAUGUGCAUCAAAGAAGUGUACCCAGCGGAUUUUCACUGUCAUGGAAAUUGCAGUUGCUACAGAGGUUGGUCUGUCCGAGCCCAUUCUUCAAGUUCAUAAGAAACAAGAUGUGGUGCUAGUUAAAAAUUUUCCCUUGAACUCCAAUCUCGGGGAAAAUGCUAUUCGAUAUUGCUUCAAAACGCGAGACGAGAUGUCGUUGGACAUGAUUAGUUUUCAUCUUUCCUCUGUUGUCGAAGGCGAUAAGGCUUUGGUAAUAGCCACCUUACAUACCACCGACUGCUAUGACAUGCAAAGUGAAAGAAAGGUGAAAGAGAUCGAGUCAAGUGAAGUUCUAGCGUUAUAUCCGAGAAAAGGGGUUUGGACGGUCAAUGCUGCAAAGUUGACCACUUCAAUUGCUGGUAUUCCGGGACGAAUGUUUCAAGUUUCCAGGUUCGUGAAUGUUUUUGAUAAAUUCCGGUUCUCAAACUCAUACGGUUCCAGACAGGGUCGCUAUUCCUUCAUGUCUGAUUAUCGAGGAGCACUUAUGGCUGGCCCAGGAAUGACUCUCGAUUCAACAAUCACCUUCAAAUUCAUUUCAAGUUGCCGUUCCUUUGUUUCCAUUUACUUCAGCAAUCUUGAAGUUAUUCUUGGUCAGCAGACUGUGAAGCUCAACAAGAAUUGCAGAGAAGCCAUUCACAAAGAAUAUAAGUUGCAUAGCGAAAAUGGUAAACAUGUGAGUUUCCGAGAGAUUGACGAAAACGGGCAGAAGAGUUUCUUGUUUGAAGGAUUACUCGAAGGCUGCAAGAUCCCGAAUGUCUUGCCCUCCACUUUCUCCCACUAUUUCCACAAGGGCUACAAACUUAAUGUUAGCAUAGAGGCACAUGGAACUACAGUGGGUUCUGAUGGCUGUAUGAAGAGGAUUGAUUGUAACUUCUCGGAGAGCAUUGAAGUCCUCAUGGGCAUCAAUGAGUGUUACCGCCUAGUGAGAAAAGAAGGACACGAAAAAACUUAUAUUAACUAG
Molecule: messenger RNA, 1929 nt
Organism: Candidozyma pseudohaemuli
Lineage: Eukaryota; Fungi; Ascomycota; Pichiomycetes; Serinales; Metschnikowiaceae
Exons: 1
Coding region: 1-1929 (642 amino acids)
Source: RefSeq, a predicted model, not a curated record